Schistosoma guineensis is the source of this 5703-nucleotide messenger RNA. The record is from the annotation of a GenBank genome assembly. NCBI's taxonomy places the organism in Eukaryota, Metazoa, Platyhelminthes, Trematoda, Strigeidida, Schistosomatidae.
AUUAACAUUAAUUUUGAUCACGUCACGAAGAGAUUCUGAUAGUCUGGGUAGAAAUGAAGGAACACGCAAUAUUUUAAGGAUGUUUCGCGUCGUAAUAUGAUAAGACCUAUAAAUUCAGUAAUUGAUGGUUCUUUAUCAUUUUUUGGCUUUGAUUCUCGUGAAACUACUAUUGAGGAUUGGAAUGAACGACGGUUGAGGUAUUUAAUAAAACGUUAUGGAAGCAUAAAAGGUGAUCGUUUAACAGUUCUGACUGCCUCUCCAGCUCUAUGCGAUAUAUCGAGAUCGUCGUUAAGACAUCGUCUGGCUUCAAGUUCACAUUCUGUACCAAUGAAGAUUAUCAAUAGACGAAAAGUCUCUUUUGCUAAUUCUUCUGUCGUGCCACCGAUUGAAUCUCAGAGACCGGUUUAUCUACGUGAAUUGAGUAGUAUCACGAAUUUUAGUCUCCCAGUUGCACCUGCUGCAACUUCUGCUCAUAAACCGCACGCAAUGAAAGUUAUCCUAUCAGCUAUGUGGAAUCGUCGAAUGUUACGAACUCGUAAAAAGUUGGAAGGCAUCGAAGUUAAUGACACUGGAUUUGAACGCUUUCAUUCAGCUCCAACUGGUAGAAUAUUCUUAUUAGAUACAACAGAUACUCAUUUUAACAAUGAUAAGUGGGUAGCUCUUAAAGAUGCUAAAAAUGAAGAAACACCAUUUCUAGCUGUAUCGUCAACAAUACCAGUCGGUGGUGAAACUAGUGUUAAUACUGUUAAUGAUAACAGUCAUAAUGAUAUAAUCAGUUAUGAUGCUUCGAUGGAGCAACAGAAAUCAAAUGAUAUUGUCGAUGGUCAUAAUGAUAAUGUUAUUAUUUCCCAAUGUAGUCCGUCAUCAUUUGAUCUACCUGCUACAUAUUCAUUUUUUCAACAUUCCAGUAGUUCUGCCACUCGAGAAAUAAUCGGUGAAAAUCGCCCACGAACAAGUACCACAGUAUCACCGAUAAAUUUUCGUCCUAGUCCAGUAGUAAUUCCAUCUCUUUCAAGGCGUUUAACUGAAAGCUUAUUGACUCCAACACGUUGGGCUUCAGCAAUUAUCUAUCCGCAUAAAGAUAAUUUUACAGAAGAUAUUUUUCGUAAUAAAACAACUGAAUAUAUAGAGUAUAGACCAUAUUUUACAUAUUGGAUAUCAUUUAUUCAUAUAUUGAUUUUUAUUGCUGGUUCAAUCGGUUACGGAUUUGCACCAAUUGGUUUGGGGAUAACUACACGUAUUGUUGGCAAAGUGUUACUGCCCACAUUGACUAUUGAUCAAGUUUGUUGGAUAGAAUAUGAAAAUUUAUGGAUAGGUCCAAGGCAAACAGAUUUAGUCCGAUUAGGUGCACGUUUUCCGCCUUGUAUGCGAUUCGAUCCAGUAUUACAUGAUUCAGUGAUUAAACGUCAAAAGAAAUUUGAUCGUGCUUCGGGAUGUUGUAUUCGUAAUGAUGGUGGUGGUUGUUAUCAGACGCAUAGAGAAUUAUGCUCUCGUACACUAGCUACAUGGCUUCAUUAUGAAACAGUUAAUUUCAGUAAGCCACAAACUAAAGAACUACUUUCGACUAAUAUUGCAGAUCGUGAAAUUCACGUACAUAUAUUGAAGGCUUCUCAUCCUGAAAAUAAUUCUCACAGUCAUAAUAAUAAUAUAUCAAGUAUUAUACAUUCUCUACGUUCAACACGACUUGUUGGUCAAGCUGGACCUGUAUGUGGAUUAGAUCCAGAUUUUUGUGCUCGACCACGUUCUAUUGGAGCAUUUGCUUGGUCCGAGACAGAUGUUACUAAAUGGCCUGUAAAUGUAAACAUAUUUUGUCGAUUUCUGUUUUUUUACUCCGUAUACCCCGUUAAUCCCUUUUAAAUAUAGGUUCUGUACGACACCCAAUAUUCACAAGACAAUGACAAACUGACUAAUCCUCUACCUAUCAACUAAUGAAUACGAUACAACCAUUCGUUGAAAAGCAUCAUACUGCAAUACGUUGUAUUCUGUUUCAGAUGUUUAGAAGCAAUAAGUGGUACCAAAUAGUUUACAUUCGAACGACUGAAGAAAAUAUGUCAGUGUGCUUAAAGUCCUCAGUAAAUACCACUUUUUAUUAAUACUAUCCAUCUACUGGAAUCAAAGUAAGCGGAAGAAUAGUUGAUUUAAACCCAGGGACAAAAUAAUCGAAAGUCAAAUGUCCAUAUCCAUUAUGUCAGCUAAGUUUAAAAAUGUAGUUAUGUAUAUUUUGUCUGAAGUUCAAACUCAGUGGUUCGAAACAUUGAUAUUCAAUCAUUGCUUAACGCUUUCGAACCCUUUCCAAGCAGUAGCAUUUGAACUACUCAGUCUACUACAGAAAAUUUUAUACGAGGACUUGGAUUUAUAUUCUUGUCAUUAUUUGAUGAUUAUGCUAACUUGAAAGUAAUUUUAUUCACAUUCAGACUUGUCUUGUAUUUUAAUGCAUUGGAAAUUAACAGAUGAGCUGAAAAAAGAUAGUUUUUUCCAUUUGAUAGGAGUCAUCAAAUAUUGAAUUAACUAGUCAUUGAAGCUUUUGGUGGCAAUGAUAAACUUGAAAAUAUCGAUAUGGUGUCAUUAACUGUGAAAAUAUUUUCUGUUAAGUUUAUGAAACUAUUUUGCUUCCCAAUGAUUCGAGUAGAUGAAUGUGUACUACUGAGGUCAGUUUUGUAUCUUAUCAUCUAAAUUCAAAUAGUCAGUUCUACUGUCCCUAUGAUCUUACCUAACACAUUUGUAACUUUGCUGUAAGGACCAUGGUUCAUGAAUUGGAUCAUCAGUUUGAACUAUGAUCCACAUUUGGCUAUCUAUUUCUCAUUAGUUAUUGCUAGCCCCUUUACGAACAAAUAUCUGUACAUUUAUUACACAAUUCUAUUUACAGAACUAAAAACAACAGUUAUUAGCCGUUUACUGUCAAUUCAUAUCUCUGUAUUAAACAGUUUUGAAUAUUAUAAUUCGAGUAAAUAUUACUGUUUUCAUGAAUGUACUAUGAAUGUUUUGUUCAUUUUAGAUUUGUGAAUUACCUGAUACUGUACCAAAUAUGGGUGGUUAUGCACCACAUAUGGAAUGUCAAGUAACUGGUCAUCCAUGUUGUUUAGGCAUAAAAGGUGAAUGCAUUAUGACUACACAAGAACAUUGUGAUUUUGUUCGAGGAUUUUAUUAUCCAAAUGCUGCACUAUGUUCACAAGUAAAUAAAUUCAACUUGAUAAUAAUGACAAUUUAUUUUUGAGAAGUAAAAUUGUUCCGUUUUAUCCCCUCACCCAUACAUUGCAACGAUGUAAGAAUGUUUGAGAUUUGUUUCUUCACUGAAUACAAAAUAUUACUUCAGGACUGAUCUAUGUCAACGCAUAUUUUGACUGUUGGGAAUAGGUUAGCCCAGCAUUUUAUUUUUUGAUGUGAUGUAUCUCGACGGAGAUUUAAGAAGCUCGCUUUUUAUUUACGAAUAUAGCACCACUUUGGGACAGGCGAGAUAAUCGGCUGUUUGUCGUAAAGAAGAAGCUGUUCCACUCGUAUUGCUUUAAGGCUGUGGGAUAUGGUUGAUAAAAGCGAAAACUCGCGUAGGUUGUAAUGAUUUGAUUAAAAGUAUCUACAAAUGUUCCUUACAUCUAGUGAAAUUAUUAAAUGCGUAAUGCUGAGUUUUGCGUACCGUUUCAUUUAAAAAUGAAAAGCUGAUCAGUGAGGUUGUAAUUCAUUAUUCGUUGAGUGUCUUCUAUGUCUCCCUAACUUUUUUAGUCUGACUUUUCUUCACUUCUUUCAUGGUAGCUGGGUUUAUUUUCUCUUUUGUUCAUACAAGAAUUAUCUACACCCAUAUUCUCAUAAGUUGAAUUUCUUUACUGAUCUCUUUAGUUAUUACUAAUAUUAAUUACGAUUGUUUCUCUGGUUUUAGGUGAAUUGUUUAAAUCAAAUUUGUGGUAUGUCACCUUUCAUAAAUAAUGAAUACCCAAAUCAAAUGUAUCGAAUAUUCACUUCAUUAUUUCUCCAUGCUGGGUAGGGUUUUAUCGUCAUUAUUUGCUUUCAAAUUACAGAAUUGUAUUUAAACCGUAUAACUAUAUAUGUAUGAUAUGAAAAUACUUUCUAUCAAGAACUGACAUCCAGCUGAGGAAUCAUUGAAAAUUGGAAUGUUCCAAACGACUAUUUUGUCAUACAUUCUCGGUUAUCUUUAUGUUCCAGCAAGAAAUUGUGACCAUUGGGGUUCAUUCAACUUAGGUAAGAGACAUAUCACAAAUGCUGUAGCGAACACGAACACGAGUGGGGACAACCAAAUGUAUUUGAACACAAAAUUACAGAAUCUCUUAACAAAAUCAGAGAACCAUGCAAUAGAUUCUUCAUUUGCAAAAUGUCAGUCAGUCGUCUCAGACUUUACUGUUCCUUCCUUUCCACACCAAUAAAUCUCUGUUUUCAUUCUCUUUUCUUUGAUCUCCUUGACCUUCUGCCGCCAGACAUUUCACUUUCGAUCGAUCAUACAUACUGCUUAUAUCUGUCGACAUCAGUAGCACACACCACAAUGGUACUGGAUGGCGUUCUCUCUGUAUCGUAAACUAAUUAAAGUUAUAGAUGUGAACAAUGGAAUAAUAACCUGGGUUCUUAAAGGCAUCUUGAUCCCUUGGAUGUAUGAAAGUUUUGGGUUCGAUUUUCUAGUCGGAUUACUCACUGUUGGGGAGUUUGUCUUUGAGAAAAAAAACAUCUGCAUACUUUAUAAUAAAUGCUGUUUAUCUCAAAUCAGCUGAAGAACAACAUCCAAAUUGAUAAGAUGUGAUGCAUAAAAGCUUAUGAUUGCCAGCUAACACGAGAUCCUUGUCUAGGAUUUUCUGUUGAGUGCCUCUUAUCACCUAACAAUUAUUAUUUCCAAAGAACUCGUGACUAAAUAAAAAAAUAUAAAUCAGUCAACACAGUUUUAUUCACUAGACAAAAUAGACAGAUUGAUGUUACAUUUGACUCCUUUAACUUGCUUUAUUCAUAAUAGUGUGCAAAUAUGAAGUCGGAUUGAUAAGAAUCAAUUGCAUAGACAUGCAAACUGAAAACGUAAUAAAAAAAGCGAGUCAGCCGUCUUAUCUUAAUGUGACAUCAUGAUCCAAAUCCUCUGAGCAAAAAUUGUAGACCGUAGUUUUACUCUUGGUAAGCUUUAAUAGCAUCAGGAUCUACCUUUCAAUGGUAAGCAAAAUCAUGAUUCUUCCAAACUGAAAACAUUGGUCAUUCACCGUCCGAACUGUGAAAUUUAAUGAUUGUUUGGGACUGUGUUCCAUACAGUUAUAUCACGUAAUGACUUACCGAAGUAAAAAAUGUCAGUUUCUUCCUGAAUACUUUUUCCAUCCAUGUGCUAUCGAUUUUUUUCUAGUGUAUUACAUUUAAUCUUGUCCCUUGGUGUUCAAAUGAUUUUUAUGCGAGACUUGGAAAAAAUGAUUGGUUGGCAUCGUAUCACUUUAGUGUAUAUUUUAUCCGGUUGUAUUGGAAGUUUAACAUCUGGAAUAUUCUUACCAUAUCAAGUAAGUCAUUUGAUUUGAUUAAUAAAUGGAUGUAAACCUAGAUUUGUUUAAAAUAAUUAAAUCUAAAUAAACACUGAAGAGGAUUUGUUGCUCUAGUAGAUGCUUUUGGUAGUGUUCAAUUCCGAAACUUCUGUUAUCCCUAUUGACCAUAUCACUAAUCCCUUCACUUAGAAGUGAGCUUUCUGAUUAUUUAAUGAACAUUAAAUCAUUCUAUCAUGAUGGCUAUCUACCAACC